Molecule: messenger RNA, 1842 nt
Organism: Solea senegalensis (Senegalese sole)
Lineage: Eukaryota; Metazoa; Chordata; Actinopteri; Pleuronectiformes; Soleidae
Gene: irak4
Product: interleukin-1 receptor-associated kinase 4
Exons: 11
Coding region: 625-1620 (331 amino acids)
Biological process (GO): protein phosphorylation; signal transduction
Molecular function (GO): protein binding; protein serine/threonine kinase activity; magnesium ion binding
Source: RefSeq, a predicted model, not a curated record
GGCGCUGCUUCUGUUACGUUUAAGGAAGUUGCAAAAUUUCGGGAAAGACACACACUUUACUGGUGUGGUUUAGUCGCUGUUUUGGUUCUCAUGUGCUGUCAGUGGAAGAUAACAAACAUCUUUCAGCUGUCUCUCGCUCUGUGACUUUAACAGUAUGUCAGUGUAGCUGUCGGGUAAACUACACCCUCUGUAGUCCGACCUGUCGUUGGGCUAUGAGCAACUCAGUAACUUCCGCUACUUACAUUCGAAACAUCAGUUUCAGUUUACGUCGCAAAUUGUCCGACUUUUUGGAUCCUCAGCACAGGUGGAAAGAGGUAUGCAUGUCCAUACGGAAGCCGAGUGGGGAGAUCAGGUACACCCAGCUUCAUGUGAGGAGAUUCGAGGACCUUGUUGCCCAGGGGAGAAGCCCCACAGAUGAGCUUCUCAAUGACUGGGGCACCACCAACAGCACAGUGGGUGAUCUUGUGGACAUUUUGAGGAGUCAUAAGUUACUGGCUGCUGCUUCUCUUCUGCUACCUGUGGAAGAGCCUCCCUCGGUACAGAUAGUGUCCCCCUCUCCAGCAGACACUGAACUUCCAACCAGACUACUGGUAGAGAGAGACACACAGCUGCCACCUCUCAGCCAUGUUCUGCCGCCACAAACUCAAAAGGAGGGAAGCAAACCAGCAGAUGAAGUUUUAUGUGUGUCCCUCAUUAGGUUUCUCCAGUUUCUUGUACAAUGAGCUGAUGGAGAUUACUGGCAACUUUGAUGACCGGCCCAUGUCAGACGGUGGCAGCAGACUCGGAGAGGGAGGCUUUGGCAUCGUGUACAAAGGCCUCCUGAAUGAUAAACCUGUCGCUGUGAAAAAGCUCAAUCCAGUGGAUGACAUUUCACCUGAUGAGCUGCAAGUUCAGUUCCACCAAGAGAUCCAAACUCUGAAAUUGUUGAAACAUGAGAAUUUGGUUGACAUGGUUGGAUUUUCAUGUGACGGACAGUACCCAUGUUUGGUUUAUGCCUUUAUGGCCAAUGGUUCUUUGCUGGACCGACUAGCCUGUUUGGACUAUAGUCCUCCACUGUCGUGGCAACAGAGAUGCUUGAUUGCUGAAGGGACAUCAAGAGGCUUGGAGUAUCUGCACAGCAACCAUCACGUCCACAGAGAUGUUAAAAGUGCAAAUAUUUUGCUAGAUGAAAGAUUUGUGGCGAAGAUCUCCGAUUUUGGGUUGACGAGAGCGUCGGCUAAACGCACGUCGACAACCGUGAUGACAGAGAGGGUCGUGGGGACCCGAGCAUACAUGGCACCUGAGGCCCUCAGAGGAGAGAUCACUCCAAAAUCCGAUGUCUUCAGCUUUGGAGUGGUGUUGCUAGAAAUAUUGUCUGGACUCCCGCCAGCCAGUGAAAACCGGGAGCCACAGUUCUUGCUGGAGCUUAGGUAUGAUAUCGAUGAUGAAGAAGAGGAGCUGACUCUGGAGGACAUCAUAGACAAAAAGAUGUCAGACUGGGAGCUGAAUCAGGUGAAGAUCGUCUACACUUUGGCUUGUAGCUGCCUUCAUGAGAUGAAAAACAAAAGGCCAGUCAUCACACAGAUCCUGUCCAAAGUUGAAGGGGUUGUCAAAAGCAUUUCACUGGAUCUUCAGGCAUAACAUCCAAGAGAAGAUACAAGAAAGCCAAAGAAACAAAGGUUUCUUAAUUGGGAAAGACCAUUUUUGUUUAACCUUACCGUUCUGUUACAAAUCUAAUGUGAAAUACUUUGAACAGUCCCGUGUUUUAGCAUGUCUCAGCAUGUUAACGGCGGACAAGUAUUUCCCCGUCAGUGUUGCUAUUUUGCGUUGAUUGUAAAAGGAAUAAAAUGAGUGUGACAAAAA